AUGUCAAUAUUGUUACUUAAAGAAAAUGUCGCUUUAUUAUCAGAUACGGAUACGGUUUUCAAUACAACCUCAAAUUCCAGUAUUAGCCCUACAGAAAUUAAUAUAUUGAAUGGUCAUGAAGAAGCUAAUUUUGAUAUCACCGAUCAUUCAAAUUAUGGAUGGUUUGGUAGGUUUCGUAGGUCAACUACUGCUGUUAUGAUUGUAGCGGCAAUGGCUCUUUUCACUGAUAUGAUCGUGUACGGGAUCGUUUUACCUAUCUUACCACUUAUCGUCCAUGAAAGACUUGGACGUGAUUCUAAAUCUAUUGGAUUUCUAUUCGGUUGUUAUGCUAUUGGAUUGUUAACUGCUACUCCCAUUUUUGCUGUGUUUAGUGAUAAAUACCAUACCAGAAAGGUUCCAAUGUUAUUUGGUAUGGCAUGCCUUGCGAUUUGUUCAUUAUUAUUUGGAAUAGCUGAUAAAUAUUGGCAACUGGUUUUCGCUCGAAUCGCACAAGGUGCAGCCGGUGGUGCAUCAUGGACAUUGAGUUUGGCUAUGUUAGCAGAUAGGUUUGGAUCAGGACCAAAACUUGGUGUAGUUAUGGGAACAGUCUUAUCAGCAAAUACGUUAGGAGCAAUAAUUGGACCUUUAGUUGGAGGAGUACUUUUUCAAUAUUGGGGUUAUGGGGCACCAUUUAUAUUUUGUGCAUCGUUGGCAUUUUGUGGUUUCUUGACUAUCUUAAUGAUUGUUGAACCUUUAGAUUUAAAAUCAUCCGGAUUAGAUAUAACGGCAAAUCAACCUGUUGAUGAAAAUUCUAUCAUUGACGAAGAUUUAAAUAAUAUGAAUCAAGAAUUUUCUACAAAAUCUCCUUCUAUUUUAAAUUUCAUUUUAGAUUGGAAUAUAAUUACGAUUUGUUUUUCUAUUAUUGUUGUUGGUAGUGUAUUAGCCGGAAUUGAACCAAUUCUACCAAUUUAUCUUCGAGGAAAAUUUGAUGCAGAUGCGUCACAAAUUGGAUUAAUAUUUAUUGCAAUAGCGAUACCUACAUUUUUAUCACCAGCGGUAGGAUAUGUAUCAUUUUAUUUGGGACAAAGAAAAACGUGCGGUAUCGGUAUAAUAUUAUUAGGUGUCGCGACACCAUUAAUUUCUUUACCAAACAACUUAUGGAUGGUAUGGUUACCAUUAUUAUUUUUUGGUGCUGCUUUUUCUAUAGCAACAACGCCGUCAUUACCAUUACUUGGACAUUAUGUUGCGCAAAAAGGUGGGGGUGCUUAUGGUCAAGUAUAUGCUUUAUGGAACAUGGCAUAUUCCAUUGGAAUGUUUGUUGGACCAGUUAUUAGUGGUUUGUUAGUUGAAUCAUUUGAAUUUCAAAAUACACUUACAAUAUUCGGUAUUACUGCUUUGGCUACUGCGCCUUUUGUUUUUGGAAAAAGAAGCGGUAGAAGGUUUGAGCAGGUUCCUACUGACGAGUUCGUUGAUGUGGCGUAG
Molecule: messenger RNA, 1461 nt
Organism: Funneliformis mosseae
Lineage: Eukaryota; Fungi; Glomeromycota; Glomeromycetes; Glomerales; Glomeraceae
Source: the annotation of a GenBank genome assembly